Messenger RNA from Penicillium salamii, 1668 nucleotides. NCBI's taxonomy places the organism in Eukaryota, Fungi, Ascomycota, Eurotiomycetes, Eurotiales, Aspergillaceae. The record is from the annotation of a GenBank genome assembly.
AUGAAAGACGCCGGCGAUCAGAACCCCGCGCCUUUAAUGGCAGCGUGGAACACAGAUUCCCAAGUCCACCUCAUCAUUGGAUCCAAUUCCCUCGCUGGUGCACGAUGCGCCAAGAGUAUCGAAGUCGGCGCAAAGCCGAUCAUCAUUGCCCCGGAGACCGCGGACAUGCAUUUUACUCUGUCGCAACACAUCGCAAACGGCUCUGCUCAAUGGGUCAACCGUGAAUUCCAAGAUACGGACUUGAGGGUCCUCGGUAGGGAGGAAGUGGACCAUGUGGUGGACUUGGUCUUUGUCACUGUGGGCGCAAGUAACCCAUUGAGUGCGCACGUCUCAAAACUCUGCAAGCGAUUGAGAAUCCCUGUCAAUGUGUCAGAUGCCCCCGACCUCUGCUCGUUCACACUUCUCUCCACAUACAGUGAUGGCCCAUUGCACAUUGGCAUUACAACCUCAGGCCGAGGCUGCAAGCUGGCUUCUCGCUUGCGCAGAGAAAUUGCCGCGUUUUUACCGCAGCAUCUUGGAUCUGCUAUUGACAGAUUAGGUGCUGUGCGGAAGCGACUGUGGGAAGAGGACCAGGCGGCCGAAUCAGGCGAGGCCGCAUUCGACGCAGAGGACGAUGACACCACCGGCCAAAAGCACACUUUCAACAACCUAAUCACAGAAGGCGACGCAGCCGCCGCAAAGACCAGGCGGAUCCGCUGGUUAUCCCAGAUCUGCGAAUACUGGCCUCUUCGGAAGCUGGUCUCCAUCACCGACGCAGACAUGGAAUCCAUCCUGAAUGCCUACACAGCAACCAAAAACCCUACCAACGACACCAACGGCGUUGAACCGGCCAAACAGGGCAAGAUUGUACUUGCAGGUUCCGGUCCCGGCCACCCAGACCUCCUCACCCGCGCAACCUACCACGCAAUCCACAAUGCGGAUCUCAUUCUCGCAGACAAGCUUGUCCCAGCCCCAGUCCUGGAUCUCAUCCCCCGCCGCACAGAAGUCCACAUUGCCCGCAAAUUCCCCGGCAACGCAGACCAGGCCCAGGAAGAAUUCCUCCAAAUGGGCCUCGCAGCCCUCCAACAAGGCCGCCAAGUCCUCCGUCUCAAGCAAGGCGAUCCAUACCUCUACGGACGCGGUGCGGAAGAGUUUGAAUUCUUCAGAAACGAAGGCUAUUCGCCAGUAGUGCUACCGGGCAUCACCAGCGCCAUGAGUGCGUCUCUUUUCGCAGACAUCCCCGCUACCCACCGCGGCGUCUCUGAUCAGGUCCUCAUCUGUACCGGAACCGGUAGGAAGGGCGCUGCACCUAACCCCCCCACCUACGUGCCCACACAAACAGUUGUCUUCCUGAUGGCCCUCCACAGACUCUCUGCUCUGAUUGAUUCCCUCACCACUUUCCCUGAAGGAAGUGAGCAAUCGCGCACCCUCUGGCCUAAGGAGACUCCCUGUGCCAUUGUCGAGCGGGCUUCGUGUCCCGAUCAGCGCGUCAUUCGCUCCACCUUGGAACACGUCUGCCUUGCCUUUGAGGAGGCGGGAUCCCGCCCACCUGGUCUGCUUGUUGUUGGAGCCAGCUGCCACGUCCUGCAUAAUCCUCAGGGCCAACGGUGGGCAAUUGAAGAAGGCUUCCAUGCCUUGGAUGGACUGCAUGGUGAAUUGGAGGUGGUUGCCGACUUGGAGAAGGCGUGA